Molecule: messenger RNA, 2010 nt
Organism: Aureobasidium melanogenum CBS 110374
Lineage: Eukaryota; Fungi; Ascomycota; Dothideomycetes; Dothideales; Saccotheciaceae
Product: glycoside hydrolase
Exons: 3
Coding region: 1-2010 (669 amino acids)
Biological process (GO): glycoside catabolic process; fucose metabolic process
Cellular component (GO): lysosome
Molecular function (GO): alpha-L-fucosidase activity
Source: RefSeq, a predicted model, not a curated record
AUGAUCUAUCAAUCUGUCAAUUGGCUCGACUCUACCAAAGAAGUCUCUAGUGUUACACUUCCAAACGUCACUUCUGGUGCGGCUACAGGACCUGGUGGCGCAGCACAGAACACUCGACUGCACAUUUUUGCAGUCUCACUUGUCUCAGCAAGUGGUUCAGGAAUCAGUCUUGAAAUACAGCAAGCGCGAUCGACGCAGCUAUGGAUGGAAGGCACAAACAAGACCCAAAUAUUUGAGACUAUCAUUGUGAACACAGGAGAUGAUUGGGUUCUAGCCAAUAACAGCGUCAAAGUUAUUGUCGAAGCUCCUGGCGUAGAAACUGUGCAGCCAGGAGUCAUCAACAGACUUCGCCCUGGAGACAGAGCUAUUGUGCGAGUUGGAGUCGUCAAUGCUAAUGGGACUGAGCCUGGCACUACAGGUGAGGCUACUUUGCGCAUCACGGGUGUUGGUGUGCAGGCAAGCACCACCUUCAACGCAACAUUCGGUAUUGGAACUUAUGAGGCGACAUACGAGAGCAUCUAUACUCAUGAGAGCCCUACUUGGUAUACUGGCGGAAAGUAUGGCAUCUUCAUUCAUUGGGGUGUGUACGCUGUUCCAGGCUGGGGCAACUCUGGCAAGAAAGAGCAAUACGCGGAGUGGUACUGGUGGUACAUGAACCAAGGCAUUGACAGCUCUAACCCUGCGGACUUCUAUCAGUACAACCUUGCAACUUAUGGUCCUGACCACGCCUAUGAUGACUUCAUCCAGAACUUCACUACAGAACACUACGAUCCUAAGGAAUGGGUCGAUCUGUUUGCUGAUGCAGGUGCUCAAUACUUCGUUCAGGUUUCCAAGCACCACGAAGGCUAUGCCUUGUUCGAUAUUCCAAGCAACAUCACUAAGCGAACGAGCGUGGCUCAGGUACCACACAAGAACUUGCUGCAGAUGCUGUUUGAUGCUGCGGAUCAAUACCAGCCUCACCUUCACAAAGCUACUUACUUCUCAUUGCCUGAAUGGUUCCAUCCUGAUUACAAAAAGUACGGAUUUGGCGACUCUACUGGUGCGGCAUGGCCUGGGGGCCUCGCACUAAACCCAUACACCAACCAAACUCUCCCUUACACUGGCUAUGUGCCAGUGGAUGACUUUGUCUCAGAUCUCAUUCUCCCUGAGAUGCAGAUCUUGGCACAGAUGGGUACAGAAAUCAUGUGGUGCGAUAUUGGAGGCCCCAACCUUACCGCCGAGUUCUCAUCCGAGUACUUCAACAACAUGGCAGCACAAGGCAAGCAAGUCCUGAUCAACAACCGCUGCGGUCUCCCAGGUGACUUCGAUACUCCCGAGUAUGCCCGUUACGAAGCCGUCCAAAUGCGAAAGUGGGAGAGCAAUCUAGGAAUGGAUCCUUUUUCUUAUGGCUACAACCGAGCAACCCCAGUUUCUGCAUACAUCACACCCGCAGAGAUUGUCACCUCGUUGAUCGACAUCACGAGCAAGAAUGGUAACUUCCUGCUGGAUAUAGGUCCGCAAGCCAACGGCACAAUCGUCGAUAUAGAACAACAGAAUCUGCGAGCCGCGGGUAAAUGGAUCAAGUCUCAUGGAGAAGCUAUCUUCAACACUACGUAUUGGUUCAUUACGCCUGAAGAAGGAGAUACCAUCCGUUUUACGCAAACUCCUGAUGCGUUUUAUAUCUUGACUUUAUAUCCACCUAAUUCUACAUUGGUUCUGGAUAGCCCUGUUCCUUAUGUCAGUGGCGAUCAAAUCACUGUUGUGGGUGGAAAUAUGAGUGGUAGUGUUGUUCCUUCGAGGUUGUUGGGUAAUGGAAGUUUGGAGCUGACGAUUAGUGAUGCUGUUAUCCAUGGAGAUGAGUAUAGCUGGGUUUUCAAGAUUCCGUUUGGAGCUGUCACAGCAGCGAAUGUGACGUAUACUGGGAGUCCUCCUCCGGCUCAGCAGACUACUAGUGGAGCUAAUAGGUGGUCGUUGGAGUGGAUGAGCUUGGUGCCGUCUGCUUUGCUUGGUCUUCUACUGUGGCUCGAGUAA